AUGGCCUCAUCUUUCUUUCCUGAGUUUGGCCUCAUGUGGUACCUGGAGGAGCUCAGGAAGGACGAGUUCAGAAAAUUUAAGGAGCUCCUCAAGCAAACGCCUGUGCAGCUUGGACUCCAGCAGAUGCCCUGGGCCGAUGUGAAGAAAAUGGCAAGGGAAGACCUGGCGAACCUACUGGUCAAGCAUUAUGGGGAAGAGCAAGCCUGGGCCAUGACCUUCCUCAUCUUUCAGAAGAUCAACAGGCAGGAUCUCUGCGAAAAGGCCAAGAAGGAGAUUACCGGACACACGAAGGUGUAUCGCGCUCACGUCAAGGAGAAAUUCACCAAGAUGUGGUUCAGAGACUCUGUCACCAGGAUUUAUGAUCACUUUGAGAAGAAACUCGCCCCCAAAGAACGCGAGUAUCUGGAGUCUCUUUUUGCUCCCAAGGAAACCGGGAAACGGACGGUGGUCCUUAGAGGAGUCCAGGGGGUCGGGAAGACAACAGUCCUGGUGAAGCUGAUGUUGGCCUGGGCAGAGGGCACUGUCUACCAGGACAAGUUCUCCUACAUCUUCUACUUCUGCUGCCGGGAAGUGAAGCAGAUGACAGCAACCAGCUUGGCUGCGCUGAUUUGUAGAGACUGGUCCCACUCCCUCUCCCCAGUCGCGGAGAUCACAUCUGAACCAGAGAGACUCUUGUUCAUCAUCGAUGGCUGUGAAGAACUGCAGUGCAACCUGAAUGAACCUGAGGCGGAUCUAUGCAGCGACUGGAUGGCGGAGCGGCCUGGCCACGUGAUCCUGAGCAGCUUGCUGAGAAAGAAAAUGCUUCCCGAGUCCUCGCUGCUCAUUGCCGCUGCGCCCACGUACCUGAAGAGAAUCGAGGGCAGGCUGGAGCAGCCUGAGAUCAAAACACUUGGGGGGUUCCGCGAGAGUGAGAGGAAGCUGUAUUUCUGCUGCUUAUUCCAAGACAGGAGUAGAGGCAUUGAAGCCUUCGGUUUUGUUAGAGACAACGAACAACUCUUUUCCAUGUGUGAAAUCCCCAUUCUUUGCUGGGUUGUGUGCACUUGUCUAAAGCAGGAGACAGAAAGAGGGCAAGAUCUGGCCCUGACGUGCCGACGGACCACCUCCCUUUAUUCCUCUUUUGUCUUGAACCUGUUCACCCCCAAGGGGGCCAGUCGUCCAGACAGGCAAAGCCAAGGCCAGCUGCUGGGCUUAUGCUCCCUGGCUGCCGAGGGCAUGUGGACUGACACAUUUAUAUUCAGUGAAGAGGAUCUCAGGAGAAAUGGGUUAGUUGAUUCUGAUAUCCCUGCAUUGCUGGACGCCAAGGCUCUUCACAGGCACAGGGACACUGAGAACUCGUACACCUUCCUCCACAUGAGCAUCCAGGAGUUCUGUGCCACCCUGUUCUAUUUCAUGAAGAGUCACGCCGACCAUCCUAACCCAGCUGUGGCAAGUACAGAGACACUGGUAUCGACCUAUUUAAAGAAAGUAAAGAUCCACUGGGUUUUUCUGGGGUGUUUCAUGUUUGGCCUUUUAAAUGAAAGAGAACAACAGAAGCUGGAGGCAUUUUUUGGCCCUCACCUGCGCCAGCAGGAGAUACAGCAGACGUUUCGGCAGUACUUGCUGAGCGUGAGUGAGAGCGAACACCUCCAGGGACAGGUAGAUUUCUUGGCGUUAUGUUACUGUCUGUUCGAGAUGGAGAAUGAAGUUUUUACAGAGUGGGCAGUGAACCUCUUCCAAGACGUGCACUUUGUUAUCAAUGACAAGUUGGACUUGGUGGCUGCUGCCUAUGGCUUAAAACACUGUUCUGCCUUGAAGACACUUUGUUUUUCCAUCCAAAACGUCCCUUUAGAAGAGGGCGCAGACACCGCCACGUCAAGUAACCCCUUAGUUUGUUGGCAUCACAUCUGCUCCUUGCUCGUUACAAAUGAGAACCUCAGGAAACUUCAAGUGAGUGACAGUAACCUCCAGGAGUCGGCCUUCAUAACUCUGAGCAGUCAUUUGAAGCAUCCCUGGUGUCGCCUUCAAAAACUGCUGAUGAAUAAUGUUACCUUCUCUGGUAAUAGCUGGCUUUUCUUCGAGGUGCUCACUCAUAGCCCAGAUUUGAAACACCUGGACCUCAGCGGCACAAGUCUCUCCCGCGACGACGUGGCACUGCUCUGUAGCGCCUUGACCAACUCAGCGUGCAACAUAGAGAGGUUACUGCUGGCCAACUGUGGCCUCCUACCCGAGGACUGUGAAGGCUUCAGAUGUGUCCUGCAGGAGAACAAGAAGCUGAGGCUUCUUAACCUAUCCUGCAACUACCUGGACACAGGGCUGUCCCUGUUGUGUGAAGGCUUGUGCCACCCAACCUGUGUCCUGGAGGCCUUGCUGUUGGCCUGCUGCUACCUCAGUGAAGAUGUCUGGGGGAGCCUGCCUGAAGUUCUUCGGUGUAACCAGACCCUGAUCCACCUAGACUUCAGCACAAACAUCCUGAAACACGAAGACUUGAACCUUUUGUGCGAGGCCUUGAUGCAGCCAGGCUGCCACCUGAAGUCACUAUGUUUGGUAAACUGUUUCAUAACUGCUGAGGGCUGCCGGGACCUCUCUUUGGUCUUCACCAGAAACCCAAGCCUGAGAAAUCUGCAAAUCGGUCGCAACAACAUAGGAGACGAUGGUGUGAGGCUGCUGUGCAAAGCUCUGGUCCAUCCCACGUGUCACUUACAGAUUCUCGGGCUGGGAGCCUGCACGCUGACCAGCGCCUGCUGUGAGGACCUCGCCUCUGUGCUGAUCGGCAGCAAGACUCUGAGAAGACUCACCCUGACAGGCAACGCCUUGGACCACAGAGGGGUGCUCGUGCUGUGUCGGGCGCUGAGACACCCCGAGUGCAGGCUGCAGACGCUGGGGCUAAAAAAGGCUGAAUUUGAUGAGGAAACUCAGAAACUUCUGACGGCCGAGGAAGAGAGAAAUCCCUCCUUGGAAAUCAUAGAUGAGUGA
Messenger RNA from Pteronotus mesoamericanus, 2952 nucleotides. It is a transcript of the gene NLRP4, whose product is annotated as NLR family pyrin domain containing 4. Lineage: Eukaryota; Metazoa; Chordata; Mammalia; Chiroptera; Mormoopidae. Gene Ontology annotation, cellular component: cytoplasm. The transcript is spliced from 9 exons. The record is from RefSeq and is a predicted model, not a curated record. Gene Ontology annotation, biological process: regulation of inflammatory response. The coding region runs from base 1 to 2952 and encodes 983 amino acids.